CUGCGCAGUGGAGACUCGGGUGACAGUCCCUCGGGUGGGCCGCGCGCGGGACACAGUGACAGUGAUGAUGGCGGAACCUUGGGCCGGGCAGUUCUUGCAAGCUCUGCCGGCCACAGUGCUGGGCGCGCUGGGCUCUCUGGGCAGCGAGUUCCUUCGGGAGUGGGAAACGCAGGACACGCGUGUGACUCUCUUUAAGCUGCUGCUGCUGUGGUUGGUGCUAAGUCUCCUGGGCAUCCAGCUGGCCUGGGGGUUCUACGGGAGCACCGUGACAGGGCUGUACCACCGCCCAGGUCUGGGCGGUCAGAAUGGAUCCACACCCGAUGGCUCCACGCAUUUCCAUUCGUGGGAAACAGCAGCAAAUGAACCCCUCAAAACCCACAGAGAAUAAGGGGAAGCAGCAGAGGGGUCUCCAGGUAUAAUGCCCGGUGUGCUGACUCCCACAUUGGAUUCUGAUGCUGCCCAGACCCCAGUGACAACAGUAGGGGUGGGAGAGUUAGGCCUGGAAGCAGGGAAUGUCCCAGUGUUGGGCCUCCAUUGCCCUUAGCUUUGCUCCAGCAGCCCCAGGCAUUGGACAAGUAGAGUCAGCCUCUAUGCUGAUGAGGAUGCCUGAAGGAAAAAGGCACGUUCAUCUUUUCUCAGGGGUCAACUCAGAAGACCCCAAGUUGGGGAAACCAAUAUUCUAUUUUGCUAUCUUGCCUUUUCCUGUUCCUCAUUCUCAAUAUCCUGGUUAUGACCCUAUAACAAAUUCUAUCCCUCUCAAAGGAAACCUUGGCUUGUUGUUGACCAGCUCUGAGAUUUGGUGGGGAAGUCUUCAUUUUCCCUAGGCUCUAGGUUUCCUGAUGUUUUUGUUUUACUUUAUAGGCAGGCAGCCAGGUAUUUCUGGUCUAGACACAGCCUUAUACUCCACGAUGACUUACCUGGUUAUUCAAGAGUAAGGUGGCAGGCACCAGCCAAACAUGGCAACAGCAAAUACCU
Suncus etruscus (white-toothed pygmy shrew) is the source of this 975-nucleotide messenger RNA. RefSeq names its product T cell leukemia translocation altered (gene TCTA). The coding region runs from base 65 to 388 and encodes 107 amino acids. The transcript has 3 exons. Lineage: Eukaryota; Metazoa; Chordata; Mammalia; Eulipotyphla; Soricidae. The record is from RefSeq and is a predicted model, not a curated record.